Molecule: messenger RNA, 2523 nt
Organism: Leucoraja erinaceus (little skate)
Lineage: Eukaryota; Metazoa; Chordata; Chondrichthyes; Rajiformes; Rajidae
Gene: dhx40
Product: DEAH (Asp-Glu-Ala-His) box polypeptide 40
Exons: 17
Coding region: 106-2334 (742 amino acids)
Cellular component (GO): intracellular anatomical structure
Molecular function (GO): RNA binding
Source: RefSeq, a predicted model, not a curated record
ACAGCGAGCCUGGGGCAGCGACUCCAGCUCUCGGCGACCGGCAGGCAGCAGGAGGGAGUGCAGGAGACUGGGCCCGGCCCAGGCCUAGGCCGAGGCCGAGGGAGGAUGCCCCGAGAGCGCAGGGGAGCAGAGGGAUCGACCGGGCCACGGCCUGAGUCGCUGCCCAUUUGGCGGCACAGGGAGCAGCUGGUCCAGGCGGUCAGGGACCACCCGUUCCUCAUCGUGAGCGGAGAGACAGGCAGCGGGAAAAGCACUCAGCUCCCGCAGUUUCUGCAUUGCGCAGGACUCGGACGGUGUGGGCUGAUUGGGGUGACGCAGCCCCGGCGAGUGGCUGCCAUUUCGGUGGCCCUGAGAGUGGCUGAGGAGAUGGGCUGUAACCCGGGGCGGACAGUGGGUUACCAGGUGCGCUUCGACGACUGCACCUCUGAGGACACUACAAUAAAGUACAUGACUGAUGGCUGCUUGUUGCGAGAAAUUCUUCAUGACCCAGGCCUCAAUCGGUACAGUGUUGUUGUUCUGGAUGAGGCCCAUGAGAGAAGCCUCAGCACUGACAUUCUCUUCGGCUUGCUCAAAUCCCUGUCGGCACUGAGCACGACACCAUCUGUGCGCGAGGUUCCCUUGAAGGUGGUGGUGAUGUCAGCCACGCUGGAGACAGAAAAACUCUCAGAAUUCCUCUACGGCUGCCCCAUCUUCCACGUGUCGGGCAGGACUUAUCCAGUCAAGGAAUUAUUCUGUGACUUGAUUGGACCUAAGGAUAAACUUGGCAUGGGAUUAGUUAAAGAGGUUGUUAGUGUCACUUUGGACAUACACAUGAAUGAGUCAGAGGGAGACAUCCUGGUGUUUUUGACAGGGCAGUCUGAGAUUGAGCGGGCGUGUGACUCGCUUUUCCAGAAAGGAGAAUCCAUUGAUUAUCAAUAUGAUGUGAGAGAUGGAUCGGUUGAAGGAUUGCUCAUCCUGCCCCUCUAUGGCUCCAUGUCAACAGAUCAGCAAAGAAAGGUUUUCCUUCCUGCACCACAUCACAUCAGGAAAUGCAUUGUUGCUACUAAUAUAGCAGCCACUUCUUUGACUAUUGACAGAAUAAGGUAUGUUGUAGAUUGUGGCUUCGUGAAGCAGCUGAAUCACAAUCCACUUGUUGGACUAGACGUACUGGAGGUUGUUCCUAUUUCAAAAAGUGAAGCCACGCAGCGGACUGGAAGAGCUGGACGAACGUCUGCUGGAAAAUGCUACAGGAUCUACAGCAAAGAAUUCUGGGAGAAGUGCAUGCCAGAUCACAUGGUCCCGGAGAUCCAGAGAGCUAGUCUCACAUCGGUCAUCCUUACCCUGAAGUGCCUUGGUGUGAACAACGUGAUUGGGUUCCCGUAUGUGGAUAGCCCAGAGGAGAGGCACAUCCUGGAGGCGCUGAAACAGCUUUACCAGAAUGACGCCAUUGACAGGGCAGGUCACGUGACCAAACUUGGGCGGCUGAUGGUGGAGCUUCCCCUCCCACCAUCUUUGACGCGGGCUCUGAUAAAAGCCGCAGCGGUGGGCUGUGAGUGCCUUUUGCUUCCAGUGGCUGCGAUGCUCUCUGUAGAAAAUGUGUUCAUUCGCCCAGGGAAACCAGACAAGCAGAAGGAAGCUGAGCUGAGGCACCAGGAGCUGGCUCAGGAAGCAGGAGGCAGCAACGACUUUUUGACAUUACUCAGCAUCUUCGAGAAAUGCAAGACAAGUGACUCCCCGUCGUCUUGGUGCCAAAAAUACUGGAUCCACUGGCGGGCGAUAAAGAUGGCGUUUAACGUGGAGACCCAGCUCCAAGAGAUACUGAAGAAAAUGAAACAGAGAAAGGACUUUCCAACAGAGACGUACACUGGCUCCAAGUCUGAGCUAUUGAGGAGAUGUUUGUGUACUGGGUACUUCUCCAAUGUGGCCAGAAGAUCUGUCAGUAAAACGUUUCACACAAUGGAUGGACAUGGAUCUGUUGUUCACAUUCACCCAUCCUCCGUGCUGUUUGAUCAAGAGACCCAGCUGGAUUGGAUUAUUUUUCAUGAUGUUAUGGCCACAUCCAAGAUUUACAUGCGGACUCUGUGCCCGAUUCGUUACGAGUGGGUGAAGGAUCUGCUGCCCAAGUUGCAUGAAGUUGAUGUGUACCAGCUGAGUAGUGUAGCGAGGAAUGAGAUGACCACAGAUAUGGCUGGACAGAGUCAAAACAAACACCAGGCCAAGAGAGUGUCUGAACAAGCUCGGGAAGAUGCUCUGAGGAAGCUGGAAAAGAGGAAUGAUGAGACGUCCAUAUCAGAUGCUCGAGCUCGAUACCUUCAGCGCAAGAUGGAUAAGUCGCAGAACUGGGCGGGGCAGUGAAGGUGCAGAAGAGAUGGGAGGAAAUGAUGACUGCAUAGGAACCCAUCCCAAUAUCAGGAAUGAAUGGUAUUCAAGGUCCACAGAUAUUAGAGAGAAUAUUGAUUAUCUGCAGGGACAAAUGUCGUCUCUCUGAGCCAUUGUACACACGGAGUUGAGUCGAAGUGCUGGUGGGGUUAGAGUGGUGGCCAA